UACAUUUGCCUAGAUUGCCACUGCAAUAAUAUCUAAACAUUUUCUCGGUUGUAGGCUAAAUUCACAAAUUGUGUCCCAAAAAUGAACCAGGACAAUGACAUCCUCAGCAUUCCCGAGGAGGUAGUUAGCUACCUGAGGAAACUGCGAAAACGUGAACGACAAUUGAUCUACAAAAAGAAGUUUCUGAAGACUCGCUUCUUGGAUAUGGGCGGACGUCUGAAGCUCCUCGAGGGUCGAGACGAGGAUCUACCCUGUAUGGUGUCCUCCAAGAAUGUCUAUCAACUAAGCACAGUACGUGUGGUGCGAGAGAAUCUGGUCAGAAUGCUGGCUACCACUUCGGAGGACUAUGUCAAGUGCUACUUGGAACUGAGUAUUGUACAAAGGAGUCUCAACCAGGAUUUACAGACAACUCUCAGGAACCUGAAUCAAAACCAAAUGCCAAGUAAUGCAAUUGAACAAAAUUAACAGAGAAAUAAAGAAUUAAAUCGAAAAUAUA
This is a messenger RNA of Drosophila serrata, 496 nucleotides long. RefSeq lists its product as uncharacterized. The record is from RefSeq and is a predicted model, not a curated record. NCBI's taxonomy places the organism in Eukaryota, Metazoa, Arthropoda, Insecta, Diptera, Drosophilidae.